UUUGGCCGACGUCUCGCCGACAGCGGCCAAUGAGAAGGAGCUGGAGCCAGACACCGCCAAGAUCAGAUUGGGAGUCCCGCUGCAGCAGCGAGGCUAGCGGCGAGAGUACACACAAGCCGCUAACGUCACCUGCUAACUUGUGGAGCCGGAUUUAGACCUCCUCUUCCUCCGCUCUCUAACGCCAACAACAACAGCCGUCGAAGAAUCAGCAAUAGUGUCCUCGUAAGUGCACAUCAUCUCUCCCGCAGCUUCUCUUUCAAACGCAGUUACGUGCCCACGCCGGUGUCGGACGGUGGUCUCCGGGUCUGACUAGUGACACACAAGAUAAAUAGACCUUUCCAACAAAGGCUCAACCUUCUCGGUCCUUUGGGAUCAUGGCUAAAGAUGCCAGUCUAAUAGAAACGAAUGGAGAGCUGAAGGUUUUCAUUGAUCAGAAUCUGAGCCCCAGUAAUAAAGGUGUCCUGUCUUUGGUCGCUGUCCAGCCUGCAACUGCCCCCUUGGCCAAACAGCUCCUACCCAAAACACUUGGGCCAUCCAAUGUGAAUAUUGCUGCACACAUGCAACAUAUACCACACAUGGUGAUUGGAACACCUCAGAGAGCGACGGUAUCCAAUACUAUACUGGUCAAUAGUCCACACACGCCCAACUCCCAGUUCCUCACGCAAUCUCAAACUUCGGACGCCUCCCCUUGGUCGUCAGGUAAACGUGGCAAGAAAGGGGAGAAGAAUGGGAAAGGGUUGAGGCAUUUCUCCAUGAAAGUGUGCGAGAAGGUGCAGAAAAAGGGAGUCACAACUUACAAUGAAGUGGCAGACGAACUGGUGGCAGAAUUCAGCUCAGGCGACAACCACAUGUCACCAAAUGACUCACAUGUGUAUGACCAGAAGAACAUUCGGCGGCGUGUGUACGACGCCCUCAACGUCCUCAUGGCCAUGAACAUAAUCUCCAAAGAAAAGAAAGAAAUCAAGUGGAUCGGCCUGCCCACUAACUCUGCACAGGAGUGCCAAAACCUUGAGGUGGAGCGGCAGAAGCGGCUAGAGAGGAUAAAACAGAAACAAUCCCAGCUUCAGGAGCUCAUACUACAGCAAAUAGCGUUCAAAAACCUGGUGCAAAGGAACAAACAGAGCGAGCAGCAAGCAAACAGACCUCCACCCCCCAAUUCCAUCAUCCACCUCCCCUUCAUCAUUGUCAACACAAGCAAGAAAACUGUCAUCGACUGCAGCAUCUCCAAUGACAAGUUCGAGUAUUUGUUCAACUUUGACAGCAUGUUUGAGAUCCACGAUGACAUUGAGGUGCUAAAGCGUAUGGGCAUGGCUUGUGGUUUGGAGGUGGGCAAGUGCUCUCCGGAUGAUUUAAAGGUGGCACGCAGCCUGGUGCCAAAAGCUCUGGAGCCCUAUGUUGUUGAGAUGUCGAAGGGUCCCAUCAGUAACGUCUACAUCACUGGAGCGUCGUCUGCUAAUGGAGCCCGUUACACAAACAGUGAUGGUGGCCCUGACGGCACCAUGGCCUCCAGCUCUAACGACUCCCACUACAGCGGCUCCCGUGUGGAGACCCCGGUGUCUUACAUGGGCGAUGACGACGACGAAGAUGAGUACGACGAGAACGAUGACGAAGAUUAACCUGUCUGCACCUCACCAUUCCAAUAAGCACAGUUUCUCAAAUCGCCGCCACCUUGGGAACGAAGUCCUGCUUCCCCCGUUUCUCUCUCUCUCUCUCUCCCACACCCGACCCCUUCCCCCACGGCUUUUUUUUUGUCUGGCUUUCUCAGGGUUGGAGAUGAGUAUAGAAAGAAUGGGGUGUGCUUGUCUGCCCCCUUUCUCCAAAAUCACUUGUACACGCACCGCAGCUUUGAAGGUUUCGUUAUGGGAACUGUAACACCUGGCCUCACCUCAAAACUGAAGUCUGAGUGUGUUUAAGUCAUUGUUCAAUAAGCCAUCCCACAAAAACAAAAAAAAACCCUACUGCUGUUGGAGAAUUGAAAAAAAAGUUUUGCAAUAUGUUACCGUUCCUGCGAGCAAAAGGCUGAUCUACAAUGUUCAAAGACGGCCAAAGUGUCUGCUUGAACUUGCUGCCAUGACUUCUCAGUGGCAUCCUAUGAUGCAGCCCCAUCAUGUGUGUGGAUUCCUUUUCUUUGGUUCUGGGCAAUAGUUUGGAAUGAUUAUUCCAUUCCUCAUUCUGUUGGGCUGGCUGGCUUCCUUCUGUUUUGUUGGCAGCUGCUUUCCUUAUCUUAUUUGCUAGUUUCUUCUUCUUAUUUUUUUUUUUUGUAUCUUUUUGUUUCUUUUCUUCCAUGCCAGAGUUGAAUUCUCAUUCAGCACCCUGCCUAACACAUUGGUAGUGUUUACACAUUUAAUGGCACCAGCAAGGUAAUGACUUUCAUAACCCAGGUUCCUGAUAGGUGAAUAAGCUUUGUUGAUGAUUUGAACCCUGUUGAUGAUUGUAGCUUUAUAGUAUUCUUUUAGAGGCCAGUGGUAAAGAUACUAGACCAUCAGACAAUAUCCAUGUGACUAAUGUGUGGUUGUGUAGGUCUUUGUGUUCUCUUUUCAAAGAUCUCCCUGUUAAAACUGAGCAACACAUGUACUGACUUCUUCCAAAUACCCUUUUUCUGUAAUCUAAUAUAAGUUUUCAAAUUAAAUCUAGAUUGUUUUAAAAGGUU
Molecule: messenger RNA, 2650 nt
Organism: Nerophis ophidion (straightnose pipefish)
Lineage: Eukaryota; Metazoa; Chordata; Actinopteri; Syngnathiformes; Syngnathidae
Product: transcription factor Dp-1-like
Exons: 13
Coding region: 375-1616 (413 amino acids)
Biological process (GO): regulation of transcription by RNA polymerase II; regulation of cell cycle
Cellular component (GO): nucleus; transcription regulator complex
Molecular function (GO): RNA polymerase II transcription regulatory region sequence-specific DNA binding; DNA-binding transcription factor activity, RNA polymerase II-specific
Source: RefSeq, a predicted model, not a curated record